Messenger RNA from Caenorhabditis remanei, 507 nucleotides. RefSeq lists its product as uncharacterized. The transcript is spliced from 3 exons. Lineage: Eukaryota; Metazoa; Nematoda; Chromadorea; Rhabditida; Rhabditidae. The record is from RefSeq and is a predicted model, not a curated record. The coding region runs from base 1 to 507 and encodes 168 amino acids.
AUGGCCUACUGUACUAUUUUGUAUCUCCUGGCUACAGUAAUCCGUGAUGGUUUGUUUCAAAAGGAAAAGGAAAAAGAUGAGUUGAAAAAAUGCUUGAUGGUUAUGUUCGGAAUGGAUUCGGUUGUGAAGACUGGUGUUAUGAUAAUUGGAUGGUAUCUAGUGAAUGAUAUAAAAACAAUGUACUUCUUCCUCUCACUGGAAGUCCUCUCCUCUCUCAUUCUCUCCUUCGUUUUCAUCUCAGCCACCCCAGUAUUCCAUAUGGAGUACAACGGAUGUAUUUUAAUGCCCACAUUACUUUUUCUGACGGCUUAUUUAUACUUCAUUGGAGGAUUUAUGCUGUUUUUGCCCGAGAAACCAGAAGAAAUGUACAACUGGACGAUGGUGUAUAUGGUCGUGUCUAUACCGCUCCUUUGGGUUUCAAUCUUCGAUUUCUUGUCUGCUUGGACGGGGAACUUUGAGCUGGGAACUCGUGGAGAGAAAAGACCAAAUACUUUGGAGAAUGAUUAA